AACUUAAAAGAACGAUUUUAAUAUUUUAUUUUAAAUUAAAAUCUGGACCUGGAUUUUUAAUUAGAUAUGGGCCGUGCUCUGUGAAAAGGCGGUUUAAUGCAUGUGUGGUCCACACAGGCUAAUCAGACACGACACUUUUCGUUUACAGAAAGCCUCUUAGCAAAAAUCCAGUUUAGACGGAAAGUGUCGUCCCUGAAUAGCCUGUGUGGACUGCACAGGCUUAUCUGGGACGACACUAUACGCACAUGCAUUAAACACCGUUUUCACAGAGCAUUGAUUGUUAUGUAUUAAGCAAUAAGAAUUGAAAGCGUUGGUGAUUUAUUUAGGUUAUGCUUGGUAGCGAUUAUGCAUUUAUGUCCACGUAUUAUCCGCAUUUUGUUUUGAAUUCAUAUGCAAGGCAUGUUUUGAAUUCAUAUACAAGGAACGCAUGCAUGGGCUCUAUAUUGUGUAUGCAUGAAGAAAUAAAUACCUAAGUAAACGCAGACUGCCCAAGUUGUCGCCGUUUAUCAAUUGUUCACCUUGAAUAAGCUCUUCUUCACAACCUAUGGAACAUAUGGCUGCGCGAACUGACGAGUGACUUACGGCUCUCUGACAUGCCUCACAUGUCCUUUCAUAGACGCUUGUUACCGUAGAUCAUAGCCGGCACGGGCUGCAUCCUGAAGAUCAAAGCAGGGAAAGCGGCAAUCUGACAGAAUGAACGGCUGCCACCGACUGAGUCCUCCCAAGAGCGACUAUAUCAAAUGCACGGUGGUCGGUGACGGCGGCGUCGGCAAGACGUGCAUGCUGGUCAGCUACGCCACCAACAAGUUCCCUUCCGAGUAUGUGCCCACCGUCUUCGAUAACUAUGCAGUAAGCCUGUCUGUUUGCAAUAAGCCAAUGAUUCUCGGACUAUUUGACACAGCAGGACAGGAGGACUACGAUCGUCUGCGCGUGCUGGCCUACCCGGAUACAGACGUGUUUGUCGUCUGCUUCUCCGUCAUGAGUCCAGCGUCUUUCGAAAACGUGGAGGAGAAGUGGGGGCCGGAAGUUCACCACUACGGCGAGCAGACGCCGUUCAUCCUCGUGGGUACGCAGGUCGAUCUCAGAGACAAUUACUUUGAGCUACAACGUCUGCAAAAGAACCGACAGAAACCGGUCAGUUACGAGAUGGGGCUGCGUCUGGCGAACCGCGUGGGCGCGAACUGUUACGUAGAGUGCUCCGCGCUCACUCAGAAAGGGCUUAAGGCCGUGUUCGAUAAUGCAAUUCUAGCUGUGAUAAAUCCGCAACCCGGGUCGCGAAGGACGCGGAAGAAAACAACGUACCUGUGCAGGAUUUUAUGAGGAACCACUGUAUUUGUGUUAAUACUAAGAGCGGCCGUUGUAUUUUUGCUCACCUGAGCACGCAGUAUUUAUCUUGAUAUCGUGUGAAUGUAUUUUCCCGUCGCUCGUGUGUGAGCUAACAGUUUCAUUCAAACAACAUUUAUAACGGCUCAUAUGAAACUUUCACAUGAAUGAUCAUUCGUUCAGUCUCUUUCAGACUUACCAAAAUUGUGUCGGUUUGCUGUGUUCUGAAACAAUCAGAGCUACAAACUAUGUUAAAAUUGAACACACUAGCUUAUAAGCGCGAGCAAUAGGUCCUAAUAUUUGACAUCUGAUGCCAAUUCGUGGACCUCUCCUGGGUGUUCACAAAUUACCGCCAUUUGAUUUAAGACUGGCUACGCCCAAGUAAAAUAUUCUUCAUAAAGACUUAAAUAAAUAGCACAGCAACGUAUAAAUACGGAUUCGCAAGACCAAGUUUUGAAUAUCAUGGUGAGCUCUAUGGCCGUCGCAGGGACCAUCUUGUUAAUGAGUGUAAUAAUUGUUAUUAUUUAUAAUUUAUAAGUGCAAUACAUAUUUCGACUACAACUGAUGAAAUCGACGUAGCAAAUGAAAAUGCAGACAUUCGUCGCUUUAGUCGUAAUAUCAAUUUGUUGUAGAGUUACUGUUGUCAUGUUUGACAAACUAUUUUUAAAAAGUCGGAAGUUACUUACAUAUUAUUUACAGUAUUUCGCGUUUUAAAUGAAAAUAACUUUUUAUUGUUUUAAACAUCUUUAAUUAUGUUAAUAUUUAUAUGCGAUGUUGGUGGUGAUGCACCUACAGGGCACAUUCGCUUCGUUAAUAACUGGAAAGUGGUAGAUUUCAUAUCGAACUAACAUUAGCGACAACUGUUUGCGUCUUACCGGUUUAUAGUAUAUUUCCAAGUCUAGUUAUCUUUCUUGUAUACGCAACUGUUGAGUAUUGGACGUAUUAUACGACAUAUUUAAAAUGACACUUAUUAUUUGUCGCCAAUCAUUCGACAUUGUCCGCAAGGAAAACAAGGAAAAACGAGGAAGUCAACAAUAACAAGACUUAUCGUUUGAAAAGAUACGGCGUUGUACUUGCUUUGUGUUGGUGAUUGCCUUUUUAUAAGAGACAAAAAGGUUUCACUCUAAACACUCAGUUUACACUAUUGCAAAACGCAAUGCGGCACCGUUUACUUGUUGCCCACGCAGAAAUAUAAGUUAUUUGGUUUAAGUACAACUACACAAAAGGUCCUGGAUUCAAUCCCUGUUCCUGGGAACAAGUGAGUUUGGUUGGUAGUCACUAAACCGUUUAGGUGGGUUUUUCGCUGGGUUCUCCGGCUUCAUCCCCGCCCUCUCAAAGUAAGACAACACCAAAAAUGGAAAUCUUUUAGUUAUAACUUAAUUGCUGACAAUUGCAGUCAUAAUUAAAACUUCGUCACAACUUUCGUUAGUCUAGAAAGUUAAAUUUAUAGGAGUGCUGGGACAAAUUCAGGGUCCAUACGUAAUGCAUCACCAUGACCUAAUAAACUUCGAAAACACAUCAAUUAUCGCCACAAAUUGUUUGAAUACAAAACCCUGGGUAAACCAAAACGAAAUAAAAUUGCACAAUUUGA
Messenger RNA from Dreissena polymorpha, 2914 nucleotides. RefSeq names its product cdc42 homolog. The coding region runs from base 694 to 1320 and encodes 208 amino acids. The record is from RefSeq and is a predicted model, not a curated record. NCBI's taxonomy places the organism in Eukaryota, Metazoa, Mollusca, Bivalvia, Myida, Dreissenidae. The transcript is spliced from 4 exons. Gene Ontology annotation, biological process: small GTPase-mediated signal transduction. Gene Ontology annotation, molecular function: GTPase activity; GTP binding.